Molecule: messenger RNA, 1348 nt
Organism: Nycticebus coucang (slow loris)
Lineage: Eukaryota; Metazoa; Chordata; Mammalia; Primates; Lorisidae
Gene: CLEC4A
Product: C-type lectin domain family 4 member A
Exons: 6
Coding region: 245-973 (242 amino acids)
Source: RefSeq, a predicted model, not a curated record
AGCAUAUGUUUAAGGCUGUGAUUCUGACUGUCCUGAUCCUGGGGAUUGGGGCUUUGUGGCGUGAGUGGCCUCACAGUGUGGUUUUGGUUCUCAUGAGAUCUCUUUCAUGGGUGUUUACAUAUAUGGUCCCUCUGCUUUCACCAAGUGGAGUGAUAGGAAGGAGAUAAUUUAUCACCUCAUUUAUAAGAUGUUUUAAGGAAGUGAUGAAACAUUUUCUGAUGAUAGCAGAAGGUCUCUUCUGAAUAUGGCUUCGGAAAUCACUUAUGCUGAAGUAACUUUCAGAAAUGGAUCCAAGUUCUCAGGCACCAACUCAGACCCUCCUGCAGCUCCCAAGGAAAGGACCACCCCUCACAAAAGUAAUCCCGGUUUUCCCAAGCUGCUUUGUGCCUCACUGAUAAUACUUUUCCUGCUAUUGGCCAUCUCAUUCUUCAUUGCUUUUAUCAUUUUCUUUCAAAAAUAUUCUCAGCUUCUGAAGAAAAUUACUGAAGAUAAAAGUACUACAAAAGAGUCAACUCACACAACAUUGGAGUGUGUGAAAAAUAAUUUGGCCAUCCCAGAGAAAGUCUGGAGCUGCUGCCCAAAGAAUUGGAAGUCAUUUAGUUCCAAAUGCUACUUUAUUUCAACUGAAUCAAGAUCUUGGAGUGAAAGUCAGAAGAACUGCUCUGGAAUGCAGGCUCACUUGACGGUGAUCAACACCAAGGAAGAGCAGGAUUUCAUCAUCCAGAAUCUGAGUAAAGAUUCUGCUUAUUUUGUGGGGCUGUCAGAUCCAGAGGGUCAGAGACACUGGCAAUGGGUUGAUCAGACACCAUACAAUGAUAGUGCCACAUUCUGGCAUCCAAAGGAGCCCAGUGAUCCCAACGAGCGUUGUGUUAUAGUAAAUUAUCCCAGGCCACGUGGGAAAUGGGGCUGGAAUGACGUUUAUUGUGAUAACGCACAAAGGUCAGUUUGUGAGAUGACGAAGAUCUACUUAUGAACCAAACAUUCUUCAUGGAUAUGUGAUUGGAUUGGCACUCAUCUUUACAGAGAUAGAUAAUAUCUUUUUUUUAUGUGUAAGGGAGGUCCUUAGAAUUUUAGGUAGCCAGUCAGCUCAGUCACUCAUGAGAGAAUUGGUCCAUACAUUUAUUCCUUCACUCAUAAGAUGAACAUUUAUUGGGCGUUUUCACAUGCCAGAGACGAUCCUGGAGACCCCUUUUGUGGACACAUGGAGGGAGCAUGACCCUCCCUCCUAACCUUUGUCUGGGGGCUUAGGGAUUAUUUACUGAUACAACUAUGUGAUGUGCUUUCUCUACCAGGCUAGGUUUUCUCUUUCCCUCCACCCAGGUUUAUUGAUGUACAACUGACAAAUAAA